AUGGAAAGACUAUUUGUAUUGCUGCUACUUCUGUUUCUGCUCUUGCUGCCUCAAGCAGAAGCCAAACUGCACCCUAUGAUAUGCCAAACAAAUGAUGCUAUCCACGUCCAACAUCAGUAUUACCAACCAGGAGAUGUCCUCAUUGGUGGAAUCACGUCUCAGCUCUUCUCCCCUUCUUACUCCCCUAUUCUUUUUAAGGAGAAUCCCCAGGCUGUACUUAUUGAUGAAUAUGCAAAAAAAGGCUUCAGUAAUGAAUUUAGAAAAACUAUAUCCAGCGUUUUUGAAUUGAAUGAAAAACCUUCUACUGCAGAUGAGCAGCUGCAAGAACGCACAGUAGUACCACUAAUUCCAGAGAAGGAAUUCCAGAAAGAGCAUUUAAGCACAGUACCAAAGAACUACCAGCACAUUCUGUCCUUAGUGUUUGCUGUGAAAGAGAUCAACGAAAACCCCAAGCUUUUACCCAACCACACUUUGGGGUUCCACUUCUAUGAAAGCUACUUCAAUGCACGGACGACUUACCAGAACACCUUGAACCUUGUCUUCAGCCAGAAUUGGACUCUCCUAAACUACAAAUGUGACCAUAAGAAUCUUAUAGCAGUCAUAGGAGGUCUCGACUCUGAAACUUCUCUCUACAUGGCCACCCUCUUAGGUAUCUACAAGAUUCCACAGAUCACCUACAGCUUAUUUGCUUCAGCAGUGAGUGACAAAACUCAUCUCUCGUCCUUGUACCAAAUGGUCCCAAAUGAAGCACAUCAGUAUACUGGGAUUGUCUGGCUUCUUCUGCAUUUCCAGUGGAAGUGGGUCGGGCUCAUCGCAGUGGGUGAUGAUAAAGGUGAAAAGUUCGUGCAGGCUUUGACACACCUCUUUUCCCAGAACGGCAUCUGUCCUGCCUUCACUGAAAUACUCAUAUCUCACAGUGAUUUUUUAGACGCAUCCUUUCUGAUUGAACGCUUUCUGGAUGCCUUCAAGUUCUUAACCAAUACAGAUGUGAAUAUAUUUGUUAUAAAUGCAGAGAUUCGAACCAUGGUAACUAUGCAGUGGUUGUUAUUGGUUGCAGAACUGGAUGCUACAACAUCUAUCAGCAAGGUGUGGGUGAUGACAGCCCAUUGGGAUUUCUCAUCUGAGACUCUCCACAGGACCCUGGAUAUACAAGUCUUCCAUGGUGCUUUAUCCUUUGCCAUUCCCUCCAAUGAGCUGCAUGGGUUUCAAAGUUUUCUUCAGACCCUGAGACCCUACUCUGACAGAGAUGGUUUUAUCAGAGUCUUCUGGCAACAGGCAUUUGACUGCUUAUUUCUAGAUAGUGGCAAGAGUAAGGAGACCAAGAAAAGUUGCACUGGAGAAGAAAAGCUGGAGAGCCUUCCGGGUCCAUUUUUUGAAAUGAGUAUGACGGGCCACAGCUACAACAUCUAUAAUGCUGUCUAUGCUGUGGCACAUGCAUUACAUGCCAUGCAUUCAUCCAGAAACAAGCACAAAGCAAUGAUGCACCCAUUUCUGAGGAGCAUCUCAUUCAACAACAGUGCUGGAGAUGAGGUAUCAUUUGAUAAGAAUGGUGAAUUAGUAGGUCGAUUUGAUAUCCUAAACUGGAUCACAUUCUCAAACCAGUCCUUCUUGAAAGUGAAAGUUGGGAAAAUGGAUCCCCAAGAUCCCCAGGGCAAAGAGUUUUCCAUUAAUGAGAAAGUCAUUACAUGGCACAGCAGAUUUAAUCAGGCUGUACCCCUUGCUGUGUGUAAUGCGAACUGCCGUCCAGGUUACAGCAAGAAACGGAAAGAAGGGGAGCCAUUUUGUUGCUAUGAGUGCGCCCAAUGUCCAGAAAGGAAGAUUUCAAACCAAAAUGAUGCAAAUGACUGUUUCCAAUGUCCGGAAGAUCAAUAUCCAACUGAUGAUCAAAAUCAAUGCCUUUCCAAGAUUCUAAACUCCUUGUCUUAUGAUGAGCCAUUGGGCAUCAGCUUGGCUGCUUUGGCUCUCUGCCUUUCUGGGACAGCAGCCGUGGUGCUAGGCAUCUUCAUCAGGCACCGUAACACACCUAUCGUCAAAGCCAAUAACCGGAGCCUCACCUACACUUUGCUCAUCUCCCUCCUGCUCUGCUUCCUCUGCUCCCUGUUGUUCAUUGGGUCGCCUCAGAUCAUGACCUGCCUUUUACGACAAACAGCUUUUGGCAUCAUCUUCUCAGUGGCUGUUUCUUCUGUGUUGGCCAAAACCAUCACUGUGGUUCUGGCUUUCAUGGCUACUAAACCAGGGUCCAGGAUGAGGAAAUGGCUGGGGAAACGAUGUUCAAACUUUGUCGUUCUUUGCUGCUCAUUUAUUCAGUCUAAUGUUUGCAUGGCAUGGCUGUGUACUUAUCCUCCAUUCCCAGACAUUGACAUGCACUCUCUGGAGGAAGAGAUCACAAUGGAAUGCAAUGAAGGAUCAGCCGUUAUGUUUUCCUGUGUUCUGGCGUACAUGGGACUUCUGGCUCUCAUCAGCUUCCUUGUGGCUUUCUUUGCUAGGAAAUUGCCGGACACCUUCAAUGAAGCCAAGUUUAUCACUUUCAGCAUGUUGAUAUUUUGUUGCGUGUGGCUGACGUUUGUUCCAACUUAUCUCAGCACCAAAGGGAAAUAUAUGGUGGCUGUGGAGAUCUUCUCUAUCCUGGCAUCCAGUGCUGGAUUGCUCGGUUGCAUCUUUUUCCCUAAAAUGUAUAUCGUUGUUUUGAUGCCUGAACUGAACUGCAAGGAGCAACUAAUAAAGAGUAAAAAGUAG
Messenger RNA from Eublepharis macularius, 2736 nucleotides. RefSeq names its product vomeronasal type-2 receptor 26-like. The transcript is spliced from 7 exons. Bases 1 to 2736 code for a protein of 911 amino acids. The record is from RefSeq and is a predicted model, not a curated record. Gene Ontology annotation, biological process: G protein-coupled receptor signaling pathway. Gene Ontology annotation, molecular function: G protein-coupled receptor activity. NCBI's taxonomy places the organism in Eukaryota, Metazoa, Chordata, Lepidosauria, Squamata, Eublepharidae. Gene Ontology annotation, cellular component: membrane.